Messenger RNA from Pseudogymnoascus verrucosus, 408 nucleotides. RefSeq lists its product as uncharacterized. The coding region runs from base 1 to 408 and encodes 135 amino acids. The transcript is spliced from 2 exons. NCBI's taxonomy places the organism in Eukaryota, Fungi, Ascomycota, Leotiomycetes, Thelebolales, Thelebolaceae. The record is from RefSeq and is a predicted model, not a curated record.
AUGACAUUUAUGGGUUAUAAUGAGGGCGGAUGCUCCGGCGAAGAGUUGGAUGUGAGCAAAAAACAAAAGCUCGGUAGCGAGACCUUACAGUACGGUUUGAGCCCAUCAAGGGUUUCAUUGGGACAGAUUGGGAAGGAUGGGUUGAAAAUCAACAGCGAAGCACGAUUGCGCGCUCCAGAUGAGAUAGGACUUGCUGCGGAAGAGAGGACACUCGUUUCAAAAGAGAAAAUCCUAGCAGAGGAAAGCAUCGCCCUGGAAAAGAAAAAGCUCGCAAUUGAAAAAGAGGGGCAUGCUCUGGAAAAGAGGAAGCUCGUCCUGGGAAAUGAAAGGCUCGCCCUGGAAAAGAAGAAGCUCGCGGUGGAUGAUGAGAAGACCCCCCCAAGUCCGGCGUCUACAGUUUCAAUGUGA